GGUUUCUCCAGAUAUACCUAAAGUUCAUCUAUUGUCGUGACGAUUAUGUGUUGCGAUUCGUUACGUGAAAAGCCACGGAUUAUCAACGCGUUACCGCGUUGUUUUCUAUUUACUCGAUGCUCGCACGUGUGCCGCCAACGCUGCAAUAAUAAAUUGUAGAUCGGUAAUUAACCUUGGUAGAGAGUUGCGUUUGUUGAUAAGAGACGCUUAUCACGCAUAACAUAGAAACGUUUCGUUGGGGAAAUCGUAUUCCAGCUACGUAUGCAAGCAUUCUUCGUUAAAGCAUCGCUCGAAACGGAGCGUAGUUGUGUUUUCAAUACUAACCUAACCCUUUAUCCGUGUACGUAUGUCGGAGCAUCGUUAACUGGCACGCCAUAAUACGUAAAGAGGAUUUGAAUACAAGGAAUACGGUGUGAAGGUGAUUGGAGGGGAAGGAAGGUGGUGCUCUGAUCUCAGGAGGUCCUGAUAGGGUGAGCGACUGAGGGGUGACAACAUCGUUUGAGAAGCAGGCAUCAGAGGGGAGAAUGGUGAACCGCCACCAGUGCUGUUAAAGGGGGUAGCGUGACUCCGAUCACAGAAUGCUGACAGCUGCCGUUUACAGAAUUUAAAUAGAUGUUACAGAGUGUCCGGGAUGGACAUAAUCGCGUACAAUCAUCGCGAGAUCGCGAGCAUCUCGAGCAGCGUCGACGACGAGGACGACGAGGUGGAGAAAAUCCUUCCGUACAUCGACAUAGAUCGCCACCUCUUAACGAUCGAUCAAUUGGUAUCGGCCGGUGAGAAAAGAUGCAAGAUGCCGUUCAGGAGAAGCCUAUUCUCGAACGUGCCGCCGUACAUCAUCUUUCAGUCGUUCGAGAGCAAGGGACCAAUAAUGCCGUACGAAGUAACCAGACACCUGAAAUGGCGUCUGAGCACGAUCACACCAUUAAUUGUACGUCGUACCUUGGUCAACUCAGGUUAUCGGCUGAUGAAGAAGUGCCAGGAGUGGGGCGGGACAUGGGGCAAGUACAUGAAGUCGGUGUGCUUCAAGGAGCUGAAGGAAACGCAGAAGAUCAAUCAUUUCCCGGGCGCCUUCCAGAUCGGCCGCAAGGACAAGCUUUGGCGUAACCUAAGCAGGAUGAUGUUGAAGCACGAGAUCAGAGAGUUCGAUUUCGUUCCGAUGACCUACGUGCUGCCGCAGGAUCUCUACUACUUCAAACAAGUUUGGAAGAAGUCGGGCCACAAAGAGAAGUGGAUCCUUAAGCCACCAGCCUCUGCCAGGGGCAGCGGGAUCAAGGUGGUGCACCGUUGGUCCCAGAUACCAAAGAAACGCGCCGUGGUCGUUCAAAGAUACCUGUCCAGACCCAGACUGAUCAGCGGCGCGAAAUUCGACCUUCGUCUCUACGUCUUGGUCACCAGUUUCAAUCCGUUGAAGGUGUACAUCUAUCCCGACGGUCUGGUCCGAUUCGCCUCGGUCAAGUACAACGACGACAUCAACUACCUCAGCGACCGGUUCAUGCAUCUGACCAACUACAGCAUCAACAAGACUAAUUCCACCUACACCAGCAACGACUGCGUCGACUCUUGUUCGGGUCACAAGUGGUCGCUUAAGACACUCUGGUCCUACCUCGAAAGGGAACACGUGAACGUGUCGAAUCUCUGGGCCUCGAUGAAGGACAUCGUUGUGAAAACCAUCAUAGCUGGCGAAUCGUCCAUCAGUAAUUUAACCACUGCCAACGUGAUGUCGAGAUACUGUUGCUACGAGCUCUUCGGGUUUGAUAUCCUUUUAGACGAGGAUCUGAAGCCUUGGCUACUGGAGGUGAACAUCUCGCCCUCGUUGCAGACCUCAUCGCCGUUGGACACCGCUAUCAAGGGACCGUUGAUCAGGAAUGUGUUCAAUAUAGCUAGCUUCCAACUGCCAAACACACUGUCCUCUGAGGACACUGAUAAGGUAGCAAAGAACUAUCAGUUGGACAGGGUGUGCCACGACUGCAGGCUGUACAGGACUGGUCUCAGUCUUCAGGAAUGGGACAAACAGUCGUCCUAUGCUAAUCUUAGGGAUAGGGAUGAGUAUCUGGAGGACAUCAUCGAGGAUCUCACUCCCGAUGAUGUUCGACAGUUAAUCAUUUAUGAAGACGAACUGACACAGCUUGAUAGGUUCGAGAAAAUCUUUCCUACGUCCAGUAGCCACAAGUACCUGCAGUACUUUGAUAUUCCAAGGUACUAUAAUAUGCUGUUCGAUGCGUGGGAGAUGAAGUACGGUGAUAAUAGGGAGAAAGGGAUAUCUAGGUUGCAGGAACUCUGUGAAAGCAAGUAUCAUUUGGAGCCUUAGGUCUGGUCUUCAGUUUCAGGACCUCUAUUCAGAGACCUAACGAUCAAAGUGUGAAGCCUCUUCUUUUUUUUCAUUUGUAUACAAUUGUACACCCAACCCCGUCGUAUAUAAAGUAUUGUUAGGAACGUUCUGCUGCGUCAAAGUUGUGAAAAACGCAAUUUUAUUGUAUCGAAUCUUUUGGUUUAAUAAAUGAUUUUACAAUGAUCAUUGCAGGGUCUACGUUUUGAUCAGUUUGCUAAAUGUUUUCGUCGAUCUGAAAAGAAGUUACAGGUUUAUAGUAGAUUGGAAUCUUUGAUUUUUGCUAUGGAUAUUUAUUCAUUUAUUUCGUAAUUUCAUUUUCUUUUACUAAAUUGUCGAUUUGUUCAAUUUGAGAAUCGUUCCUGACAAUUUAUGCGACAGUGAUCAUAUCGCGAAAUAAAAAUACUAUUAAAAGACAGAUUAGUAUGAUAGUGUUUAUUGAACCUUGUUGUUGCAAAGAUUUUAUAAACACUUUAGCGAGUUACUGUUUAAGGAAAUAGAUAUAUGAAACUAGUUGAUAAUUAUUGUUCCUGUAGGUUUGAAAUGAAAGUAAUAAUUAUUGUUACUAAUCAACUAAUCGUUGAGCGAAAUGCCUUAUGUACAACAUAAAUUGAUAAAUUUAAGGACUGGAGCUAAAGAUAAGAAAUUUCAAAUGUAUCGUUUGGUUAUUUAUCAAAAACUGUAAUCCAAAAUGCAACAUCUCGUUUUGUUGCUAGUGUGUAACGUUUAUUAUAAAAAAAAUUUGCUAUAUAAAGCGAUUUUCUAACUGUU
Osmia bicornis bicornis is the source of this 3097-nucleotide messenger RNA. Its product is annotated as tubulin monoglutamylase TTLL4-like. The record is from RefSeq and is a predicted model, not a curated record. NCBI's taxonomy places the organism in Eukaryota, Metazoa, Arthropoda, Insecta, Hymenoptera, Megachilidae. Gene Ontology annotation, biological process: microtubule cytoskeleton organization; protein polyglutamylation. The transcript is spliced from 6 exons. The coding region runs from base 632 to 2308 and encodes 558 amino acids. Gene Ontology annotation, cellular component: cilium. Gene Ontology annotation, molecular function: tubulin-glutamic acid ligase activity; tubulin binding.